UAUUAUGGUCUAACCCAACAGUUCGAGAGGAAAUAGUCCAAUUGUUGGGACUAAACAUGAGUACCAAGGGGGCUGCAGAGGACAAGAUCCUUAACCACAAGGGGAUAUUGUUGCAGGAGCUGUUUUCCUUGAAAGGAUGCAAGGACGUUGGACUGCAAUCUGAUGAUGGUCCUAGAAGGAAACUACGGACAUCGUUCUUUACAAACGGCCUUACCCUAACACUUCUUGCCUAUGACACAUCGAAGCAAAAAAGAGCAGUCCAGGCUUCUUCAAGUGCUCAGCAGGGAUCCUCGUCUUCAGGCCAUGGUGCAGGUGAUGGUGGUGAUGAUGGAGACGACGACGGAAAUGAAGAUGACGAUAUCUUGCUAGGUAUCAGCGAUAUUGACUUGCUGGAAGUUGAUGAACCAUUCUUAGAUGGCGACGAGGGAGAAAAAGCAGCUGAAGAAGGUACAUCGAGCACAAAUCCACUGUUCCCGGUGAGUCCCAGUCCCCGGCGUGAGAUCAACUGGAAGCAGAGAUCCCGUCUCCUCGAGAAUGUAGAAGUUAAAUAUGACACCCAGGCAGCAUGCCCUCCCCCCGAAAGUACCAUUAUCAUUGGGACCGAUCCAGGCGAGAGGUACUCGAUGAAAAUUGCAAAGUUGGAUCCAAGGAAACCUAACGAACGUGAGAUCCUCCGGAUUUCUAGAGCGUGCCUUUACAAACCAUCCAAGAAGUUUCAGGGCGAGCUAGAGAGGCGAAAGCUUAGAAAAGGAAUUACAGAGAUUGAAAGCAAUAUUCCGUCAUUCUCAAGGCCUACUUUAACACAGUAUUUCGCUUAUAUGAGCUUGCUGCCAAAUCAAGCUCCAUCAAGUACUGGAGGUAGUUUCUCUGGUAGUGGAGCUGGGACCUGUAGUAGCAGUGGAGCUGGGGCCAGUAGUAGCAGUGGAACAGGGACCGGUAGUAACAGUGGAGUUGAGGUGAGUAGUAGCAAUGGAUCUGGGACCAGUGGCGACAAUAGGAAGACUAUAUAUAGGGCGCUUGUCGAUUUCUAUAAUGAUGGAUGGUUUGUUCGGAAUAGCUGGGAUAAUAGAAAAGCACAGAACGGAUGCGUUGAUUAUGUGAUCAAGGCAAUUCUGAAGCUUGCGGGCGGAAGCAAUGGAAGAAGAAGAGAUGCCAAUACGAAUGCAAUGAUCUGUAUUGGACUAGGAUCAUUCAAGACAAACCGAGGACAAGUAUCGAAGCAUGGGAUAUUGAUGAAGAAGCUUGUUGAAAAGGCAAAAUCUCUAGACUACCCCAUUGCAGGUUGUCAUGAAUACUACACAUCUGCCAAGUGUCCACGGCCUCACUGCGACAGUAUAUUGGAGAAUGUUCCUUUUCGAUCCAAGUACUGUCGAAAUUGUAAAGCAUACUUUGAUCGAGAUGCUGUUGGUGCUGAGAACAUCGCAAGGGUCUGUGAGUCGCAGAUAAGAGAGCAAAAACGACCUGCAAAAUAUAUGCCGCCGGACGGAGGAACUGAAGGCCAAGCUUCUAGCGGUAGUGGCGACGGUGGAGGUAGUGGUGGCAGUGGUGGCAGUGGUGGUGGUAGUAGCAGACCCACAAAAAGGAAAUUUUCAGAUGAAGGAGGAGGAGGAGUAGAGGGAUCAAGACCACCGAAAGGACCUUUGCUGGGUCCAGGAGGAGGGGGAGAGACAAGCCGGCAACAACAGUAGGACACAAUCUACUACAAACAUGACUAGGUCCAGAAAGGCCU
Lobosporangium transversale is the source of this 1729-nucleotide messenger RNA. RefSeq lists its product as hypothetical. The coding region runs from base 57 to 1688 and encodes 543 amino acids. Lineage: Eukaryota; Fungi; Mortierellomycota; Mortierellomycetes; Mortierellales; Mortierellaceae. The transcript is spliced from 3 exons. The record is from RefSeq and is a predicted model, not a curated record.